Messenger RNA from Penicilliopsis zonata CBS 506.65, 1209 nucleotides. RefSeq lists its product as hypothetical. Gene Ontology annotation, cellular component: cytosol. Gene Ontology annotation, biological process: isoprenoid biosynthetic process; isopentenyl diphosphate biosynthetic process, mevalonate pathway. NCBI's taxonomy places the organism in Eukaryota, Fungi, Ascomycota, Eurotiomycetes, Eurotiales, Aspergillaceae. Bases 1 to 1209 code for a protein of 402 amino acids. The transcript is spliced from 2 exons. The record is from RefSeq and is a predicted model, not a curated record. Gene Ontology annotation, molecular function: ATP binding; diphosphomevalonate decarboxylase activity.
AUGGCUUCCGAAAGCACUGUUUUCCGUGCUAGUACUACUGCCCCCGUAAAUAUUGCAGUCAUCAAAUACUGGGGGAAACGAGAUGCGUCUCUUAACUUGCCGACGAACUCUUCCCUGUCGGUGACUUUGUCUCAACGCUCCCUGCGUACUCUUACCACCGCUUCUUGCUCGGCUGUUUACCCCGCAGCGGACAGCCUGACUCUCAAUGGCAAGCCCCAGGAUAUUCAGUCUUCGAAGCGUACUCUUGCCUGCCUAUCCAACCUCCGGUCUCUUCGCCAGGCGGUUGAGGCCGCUGACCUCACGCUCCCUAAGCUGUCCACGCUACCCCUCCGCAUCGUCUCCGAAAACAACUUCCCUACUGCUGCAGGUCUGGCCAGUUCUGCUGCUGGGUUCGCAGCUCUUGUUCGUGCUGUUGCGGAUCUGUACCAGCUUCCACAAUCCCCUAGGGAAUUGAGCCGUAUUGCCCGUCAAGGUUCUGGGUCCGCUUGCCGGUCUCUGAUGGGAGGAUAUGUGGCUUGGCGCUCUGGGGAACUCGAAGAUGGAAGCGACAGUCUCGCCGAGGAGGUUGCCCCGGCGUCUCACUGGCCCGAAAUGCGUGCCCUGAUUCUCGUCGUCAGUGCGGAAAAGAAGGAUGUUCCGAGCACAGAGGGCAUGCAGACGACUGUCGCCACCUCGAGUCUCUUCGCUACACGGGCAGCCUCCGUCGUCCCCGAGAGGAUGGACGCUAUUGAGACGGCUAUCCGUGACCGGGACUUCCCUGCUUUUGCAGAGAUCACGAUGCGGGAUUCCAACAGCUUCCACGCAACCUGCCUUGACUCCUGGCCCCCGAUUUUCUAUAUGAACGAUGUCUCCCGUGCUGCUGUCCGUCUAGUGCAUGAUAUCAACCGUGCUGUGGGUCGGACUGUUUGCGCAUAUACAUUUGAUGCAGGCCCGAAUGCGGUCAUAUAUUACCUUGAUGAGGUUUCUGAACUUGUCGCCGGCACGUUCAAGGCCAUCUUGGGCGGUACUACCGGGGGCUGGGAAGGCCCAUUCGGUCAGCGCCUGGAAAAGGUCACUGCUCCCGGUGUCUCAUUGGACCAACUUGACUCUAGAGCCGUUACUGUCCUAAAGGAUGGUGUUGCUAGGGUCAUCCUCACUAGCGUUGGUGAAGGGCCAGUUAGUGUCACCGAACACCUGGUCAGCGAAAAGGGAGAGAUUAUUAUCAAUUAG